This is a messenger RNA of Amyelois transitella, 2414 nucleotides long. It is a transcript of the gene Nipsnap, whose product is annotated as protein NipSnap. Gene Ontology annotation, cellular component: mitochondrion. NCBI's taxonomy places the organism in Eukaryota, Metazoa, Arthropoda, Insecta, Lepidoptera, Pyralidae. The record is from RefSeq and is a predicted model, not a curated record. The transcript has 6 exons. The coding region runs from base 168 to 992 and encodes 274 amino acids.
CCAACCAAUGCCAAAAGUUAAACUAAACUAAAAAUCUAUUUUGUUUCCAAUUUGAAGAUAACCUUCAAGUGAUUUUGUCAAUUGAUAACAAUAACAAGUGUUUAUUAUCAGCUUUUAUUUUGUAUUGCUAGAAAAAUCAGCAACGUGCCCUACAAGCAACUAUAAAUAUGAGUUCUUUGAGUAGAUCCAUUACAUUAUUUACCUACGUACCAAAGAAUGCAAGAUUGAUCUGCACAACAAGUGUACGACCGAAUGCUGACGACGGGUGGCUCUCAAAAUUACUCGUUCGAAAGAUAGAGCCGACUAAGGAAUCCCACAGCCGUAUGCUUAGCGACAAGGAGAUUGUCUACGCACUGCACACGCAUAACAUAAGACCGGAUUCUGUGGACAAAUAUUUGAAAAACUAUAAGAAUUCAGUGGAGUUUGUGCACUCUCAGAAAGCAGAACUAGGAUGUGAACUUGUAGGAUCAUGGACAGUGUCUGUAGGAGAUAUGGACCAGGCUUUGCACCUCUGGCGCUAUGUAGGUGGAUUCGAGAAGAUUGAUAAGGCCAAAGUUAUGUUCAGGGAAAACCCAGACUACCAUGCACUAGAAGUAGAACGCGGCGGGCUCGUACGUUCGCGACAUCUUCAGUACCUCCUCGCCUUCAGCUUCUGGCCCAAUGGAGAACCCCGGUCUCCUCACAACAUCUAUGAGAUUAGGUCCUAUAGUCUGAAACCUGGCACGAUGAUUGAGUGGGGCAACAAUUGGGCGCGCGGAUUAACGUACAGAAGAGCACAAAACGAGGCUUUCGCUGGAUACUUCUCGCAGAUUGGUCGGCUGUAUAAUGUGCAUCACAUCUGGUGCUACAAGAACCUCCAAGCUCGCCGUGAGACCCGUGAGAGCACGUGGCGUAACCCCGGCUGGGACGAGUGCGUGGCCUACACAGUGCCGCUCAUCCGCGAGAUGCACUGCCGCAUCCUUGAGCCGACUGAAUUCUCGCCCACUCAGUAAACACGCAAUGGAUUAAUCACUUUGAAGCUUUGCGGUAAUACAACAACCAAACUUUUAUAAAUUUACCCUAUAUUUGCAUUUAUAUCAUCGGAUAUUGUAUAUCCCUAAGGGGAAAUGCAAUAAAGACACACCAGCCCCCGUAACGUGACACAUGCGAAGCCGUUUUUAUCGCGCGAAUAACUAUUGUUGCCCCGUUUUACGUCAUAAUAAAAAGCAAAACAGCGAUAGUUUUUCGCGCGAUAAAAACGUCGUGCGUGCCAUGCUGCGGGGGCAGAAUGAUCAUUAAAAAAACUACAUAUUACGGCAAGGAUUUGAAGAGGUAGGUGUAAUUAGGUUGUAAAACUUAAUGUACAGGACAUUGUAUGAGUACUUCAUAGAAAAGUUGAGGCGGUUUAUUUCAGGGCCUUUGCUUUCCUGAAAUAAACCGCCUCAACUUUUCUAUGACGCAUGAAUGAUUCGAUAUAGUGUCUAGUUACACCUAACGUACACUUAUCUAAACUUCUGAUGAUAAGUUAUCAAUCCAAAUAUAUUAUGAUGCAAUUAAUAACAAACAUCGAUUUAUAAACAUUAAUUUUCUCAGCAAAGCAGGAAAUCAAUAUACAUAACUUGCAAGUUCCUAUUUCGAACUGCAACGUAAUAUAAGAUAAAUAUUUUAUUUUGAGCAAUGCAUUUGUAUUUGUUCAGUAAGCUAAGUGAAAGAUUAAUAAUUUUAUUUAAACGUGUUAAAAGAGGCCACAUUUAAAUCAAGUAGAAAAUACUAAAUCAUAUUUUUGUGAACAUUCUCAAAAAAAAAGGGACGAAAUAUUUUUUUUUCUAGUCAGAAUUUUGAAGUGGAAACCUAAAUUUUCGCAAUUUUAGUAAAGGAACUCUUUGGAACAAGCCAUGGAAGCGGACUUUAGCUAUGUUGUACGUGGUUUGUAGUGGCCUGUUUUAUUGCGAGCUAAACUGUUAUGAACUUAUGUUAUAAAAUGUAAAUAAAAUUUUCAAUUUAAUACCAAUGCAGUGGUAAUAAUACUGAUAUAGUAUCGAUUAAAACUUAAUGUGACCGUGGGUUGUAAAUCAGUAAAAACUAAAGGCAAUCAUGUUAAAAUGUAUAUAUAAUAGCGUCUUCGUACGAGGCGGGACAGCGUUUUGUAUAAUUUGUAAUAAAUAAAACCUUGUAUAGAAAUGCACAAAUUUAAAAAACAUGCCUUGUACACACAUUGUAUCUUCCCACUUUUAGUAAAUAAGCAAAAACUCAGCUACAUAAUUUUUAUUACAAAUGUAUUUUUUUUUUGUAAAGCAAGCAUUUAAGCAUGAAAAGUUUUAUCAAUCACUUGUUUCAAAAUAGAAUAAGGUCUACUGUAAUGUAUUUGUUAUCUUUUUUGUUUUAUAUUUUAUGUUGAAUAAGGAAAUAUCCAACAAUUUUUAAUAGUUCAAGAA